Molecule: messenger RNA, 1674 nt
Organism: Botrytis byssoidea
Lineage: Eukaryota; Fungi; Ascomycota; Leotiomycetes; Helotiales; Sclerotiniaceae
Exons: 5
Coding region: 1-1674 (557 amino acids)
Cellular component (GO): cytoplasm
Molecular function (GO): phosphatase activity
Source: RefSeq, a predicted model, not a curated record
AUGGAGGACCAGGAGUCUUUAUUGGGUCACCGGUCGAAUGAAAGGUCGGGCGCAAGUAGUAUUGCUAAUGCAUACCAAUAUGCUUAUCGACGAACAGGUUGUUGGAGAGCAUCUUUGAUUGUACCUUGCUUAUUUUUAGCUACACUUUUUCUGACUCCAUUAUACACGAUGAAUAACAAAGUACAACCAAAAACUAGACAUAUGGAGUUCAGAAAUGUAGUAGGAUAUUUUCUACAAGAUGAUCAGAAUACAAAUUCGGAAACCUUCAAUUACACUGAGUCGAACUUUGGCUUGAAAGAUCGUGUGUAUGACACGGAUGCAGAUUUCGACCCGGAGAGACAGAAGACUCAAUGGGAAAGAUUCGAGAAUCAUGUUGUGAAACUCAACAAUCAAACUCCCAAGAAUGUUCAGUAUAAAGUUCUUUACUUGGGGCGUCAUGGGGAAGGAUAUCAUAACAUAAAAGAGACUGAGGUUGGAAAAGAAGCAUGGGAUUGCUACUAUUCUCACUUGGAUGGAGAUGAAAAUUCAACCUGGGCCGAUGCUCAACUUGCUCCCACUGGUGUUGCCCAAGCUCUGGUGGCCAACGCUUUCUGGGAGAAACUAAUCACCACACAAAAGGCAUCUCCACCACAAUCCUAUUACGUCUCACCCUUGACGCGUUGCCUCGAAACAUGUUCCCUUACGUUCAACAAUCUACCACUUCCUCCCACCUCCCCUCCAUUCACCCCCAUUAUCAAAGAACUUCUCCGUGAAGGUAUCUCCUCUCAUACUUGCGAUCGACGCCGCUCGAAAACUUAUAUCCACGCUCUCGCCCCUACUUGGAAAUUUGAAUCCAAUUUCCCAGAAGAAGAUCCUUAUUGGCGCGCCAAUCACUCAGAAACCCACGAGACAGAGAAUAGAAGAUUCAAAGCUCUCCUAGAUGAUCUAUUCACGAAUGAUAAUAGUACAUUCAUUUCACUCAGUUCUCAUUCUGGAGCUAUCAACACUAUCUUACGAGUUAUCGGCCAUAGAACAUUCUUCUUGAAGACAGGAGCUGUAAUUCCAGUAUUGAUCAAAGCACAGAAUGUAUUGGGAGAAGAUCCAAAUCCAGUUUACAAAGGUCCAGAGUUUGCGAAAGAUCCGAAAGUGUGUUCAGCGCCUCCACUUCCAAUUGAUACCCCCAAGCCAGUCAAUGAUAUCGGCCUCCAAAAACCUGAGGACGUUAUUCCUCCCCCACCACAGCCUCCAGCUCCGGAGCCAGCUACUCCCGCCGAGCCAAACCCUCCCACGGAUCCAUUACCACCCGCAAAUCCAAACCCUCCCGCCGAACCACUUCCCCCUGCUGAGCCAAACCCCCCUACCAACCCAACACCACUUAUAGAUUCCGCAAUCCCAGCAACAGUGGAAACGAAUCCUCCUCCCGCCGAAGAAAUACCUUCUCAAAAUGUCGAAGUCAAUCCUCCAGUCGAACCAGCUCCACCCACAGAUAUAGCUGUGAACCCACCCACAGACUCAAUCCCACCCCCAUCAAACGACCCUCCAGCCAAUACCCCCAUCGAAGCAAACCCUCCCAUCAACGCAGCUACCUCAGCAGACGAAUCUCUCGAGGCCGCCAAACCCAACCCCAUACUACCCGUUGACCCAGCACCGCCUAUUCCAGGAGAACUUGGCACGGGUGAUGGGAUAUCUUCGUAG